UUGAAUCCAUGAAGUCAUCCAUUAUGUAAACAACGAUUUAAGUUGUGAUGUAUGCAUUACAUUGCUUGAUUUACAAAGCUAAAAUUGUCAAUUUUGACAAUAGAAUCAUUCAAACCGAGGCCUUCACGACUUGUAAAUAUCAUUUGGUGAUUACGAAAUUCUUGACUGAUUGGAAUACGUGUUACGACGUUCCAAGGAUCAGGAUAUAAGAUUUGACUCAAAAGAACCAUUGGGCAAAAUUUAACCAAACUUGGUCCAAAGCAUCCUUAGAGGUUCUGUUACGCAAGUAUGGCGUCCUGCUGUUCCAAAAUCAAAGAGCUAUGGAGUCGUCCUGGAAAACUUAAGACAGUGUUUCUGGCAAUCAAUAUACUGCUCAUAGUAAGUGGAUUGGCGUGUAUUGUACUGGGGGCUUUGGCACACUCAGAAGCGUCAGAUAUCGACACAGACCGUAUAGAACCCCUAAUGGAUACAAUUACAAUGAAAGCCAUCCAACCACUCGGCGUGGUCAAAAAUCUGUCAAUUAUUCUUAUUUUACUCGGAGUGUUCAUAGUUUUAAUUACUAUAUUGGCUAUUGUGGUGAUUUUAUAUGGAGCUGUUCAUUCAACAAAGUUUGUACAAGUUCGGUAUUCAUCGUUAAUGUUGAUGUGUUUUCUGUGGUCAGCAUUAGCCAUAGUACUGUUGACCAACACAAACAACACGGUAAAUGAAAUGAAAGACAAAAUGGUCCUUGCUUUAAAUCAUUUUAAAGCAGAUGAAACAUCGAACAGCAAUUCUAUAUCGAAUGCUUGGAAUUUAUUGUUUAUGAUACUUGAUUGUUGUGGAGUAAAUGCUGUCGUAUCAACAACAAAUGAUUUUGAUGCUACAACUUGGUGUACUACUUUGGGAUCAUGUCAGGCCACUAGUUCACAGAUUCCAAAGACUUGCUGUCUCAAUGUUGACGAAAACACGUACACUUCGGCUCCGACUGGGUGUCAUGCAAGCGUUAACAGUGGAACAUACAAUGCACAGGGUUGUCAUGAUGCAUUAAAGGAAAAGUUGCUGAAAUACUCAUCGUACAUUCUCGUUGCUGUUAUUAUAACUAUUAUUCUAGAGGCACUUGCUGUGGUGAUAGGUUUCAUUUUGCCUUUUCAGCAUGAUCAAGUGAGCCCAAACGAAUGAUGUUGUUUUAUACAUUGACAAUAAUUACUCGCUGUACAUUAUUUAUGUUCAUCACAUUCAAGAAGGCAAUGAAUGGAGAAUGUCCACCUUGAGUACAGACGAGAAUCUACUAAUGUGUUUUUAGGGGUGAGGGGUGUUUGUUUGAUUUUUGCAGGGUUUUUUUCCGGGUGGGUUUUUUUUGGUUUUGUUUUUUGUUUUUUUUUUUUUUUU
Messenger RNA from Magallana angulata, 1368 nucleotides. RefSeq names its product tetraspanin-9-like. Gene Ontology annotation, cellular component: membrane. Lineage: Eukaryota; Metazoa; Mollusca; Bivalvia; Ostreida; Ostreidae. The coding region runs from base 289 to 1158 and encodes 289 amino acids. The transcript has 9 exons. The record is from RefSeq and is a predicted model, not a curated record.